AUGACCAACGAUAUGCCCUAUGCAAUCAAUGGUCUUGCUGAGAUUGGUCACGAUAUUCCUUUUGCAGAUUUCAGAGACCUGGAUGAUCGAACUCCUAGAGAAGGUCGACAGAGAUACCCGCUCAAUUUAGAGCCCUACAUCGCAAGACGAGACCCAGACGGAAGACAGAACCACAUCAGCGUACACUUGUACGAUCUCGAAGCCCGUGGUGGCAGAUUUGGACAAGCAGGCGAACGGUUCAGUGUCGACCGGAAUACCCUGUUCGAAUUCUUACCCCGGACCAGACAUGCUGUGAGACGAGGAACGCUCAUGCUGGAGAGCUUCUUCCUCCCGGUGGACCUGGACCCUCACCCACCUUAUAUGAUACAUCGCGCUCUGCAUUUGCUCUUUCACCACCUACAGGAAUAUUCCCGAACUGGCAGACUCGACAUGUUCGGCGCUGCAGUGCAGGAAAUCGACCAUGACCCGGUUCGCGACCGUGCAGUGAAUCGCUGGGCGGCUAUCAUGCACGCUCUGUGCGUCGUGCUCGACAACGAGCGAGGUCUAGGCUGUGCAGAGGAUCUUCUGGCCGAGAUGCUCGACUUUUUCGAAUUCCUCAUCAGAGAUGUUCAUGACCUCUUGGGGUGGGAGGGGACGACGAUUCUUUUUGAAGCAUUUGCAGGUGUUUUUCGCACAGCGCAAGGCGAUUUGGUGCGUCAGAUUCGUAGGAUCUGGAGCCAAUUUGAUCCUGAAGUACAGGAACAGCUGUUGGGCGACAUGAGGCGUGCGCUACCAGUCGAGGGCAUCGAUGGAAUGGCGCACCGCAUGUAUAGAACAUUGGGAUACUAG
Messenger RNA from Fusarium sp. VM40, 828 nucleotides. Lineage: Eukaryota; Fungi; Ascomycota; Sordariomycetes; Hypocreales; Nectriaceae. The record is from the annotation of a GenBank genome assembly.